Messenger RNA from Cetraspora pellucida, 209 nucleotides. The record is from the annotation of a GenBank genome assembly. Lineage: Eukaryota; Fungi; Glomeromycota; Glomeromycetes; Diversisporales; Gigasporaceae.
AAAUUGAUAUUAAUGUAGCAUAUUCAAAACAGCCUCCAAUCUUUCAAAUUCAAGAAUUUUUUAGAUAUAUUGAAUAUUAUUUAGUUCAUGAAUUUGAAGGAAAACAAUAUAUGCUUGCAUAUGUUCAAUGGAUCAAAAAAAUAUUUGAAAAUAAUUUAGAUCUUCAAUUUUUUAAAACUAUAGACAAUACAGAAUUUAUUAAUAUUAGU